AUGGGGUCGGAAUCGCGAUCGGCGCCGAUAUCAGUUUCAUCGCCGGCUUCGUCUUCUUCGCCGAGCGGGAAACGAAACAGAGAUCCGGAAGACGAGGUCUAUCUCGAUAAUCUUCGUUCCCAGAAACGUUAUCUUAGCGAGAUAAUGGCUUGCAGUUUAAACGGACUAACAGUCGGAGAUUCACUUCCGGUCAACAUGUUAGAGUCUCCAGCUCGUUCUGAGACCUUUCUCUAUCACAGAGACGACUUGCCAUUACAAUACUCUCCAAUGUCAGAAGACUCAGACGAAGCGAGAUUCUGCGAGGACCCAACAACAAAUAGCACUAGCUCAUCGCAACCGGAGAGCCGCCCAACGAGUCCGGUUUCGCCAUACCGGUACCAAAGACCUCUUACUUCAACAAACCCGUCGUCGUCGUCAACAAUCUCAUCACACCAUUCACAUACAUGCCCUACUACUACCUCCAUGAGCACCAACGCAACAACUUCUCCAAGUCCACAGUCUCGCCAAAGAGGAUCCGACACUGAAGGAAGGUUUCCGUCAUCGCCUAGCGACAUCUGCCACUCCGGUGACUUGAGAAGAACCGCUCUUCUCAGGUCUGUUCAGAUGAGAACGCAGCCGUGUGGUUAUGUUUCUUCAAGUUCAGGACCAAGCAAUGUUGACGGUGAAGAGAGAAUGUGUUGCAAGUCUAUGGAAGAAGAUAACAGAGUCGAAGAUGUAUCUUACACUCAAGUCUCUACUAAGAGCAAGUCUUGUAAAGCUUUGGAUAUGAGAGACUGUGAAAGGUGA
Molecule: messenger RNA, 786 nt
Organism: Microthlaspi erraticum
Lineage: Eukaryota; Viridiplantae; Streptophyta; Magnoliopsida; Brassicales; Brassicaceae
Source: the annotation of a GenBank genome assembly